This is a messenger RNA of Mangifera indica (mango), 2010 nucleotides long. Its product is annotated as cyclin-dependent kinase C-1-like. Gene Ontology annotation, cellular component: nucleus; cyclin-dependent protein kinase holoenzyme complex. Gene Ontology annotation, biological process: positive regulation of transcription elongation by RNA polymerase II; protein phosphorylation. Gene Ontology annotation, molecular function: ATP binding; RNA polymerase II CTD heptapeptide repeat kinase activity; cyclin-dependent protein serine/threonine kinase activity. The transcript is spliced from 11 exons. The record is from RefSeq and is a predicted model, not a curated record. Bases 131 to 1759 code for a protein of 542 amino acids. Lineage: Eukaryota; Viridiplantae; Streptophyta; Magnoliopsida; Sapindales; Anacardiaceae.
AGACACAAAAUCUUUCAACUCCUCCGAAUAGUUACGUGUGUCUCACGUGGAACAUAACGAACAGUAGAAAUCACAAGGGAAUAAAGCUGAAGUCUUCAAGAAAUCGACGGAAGCGAGGUGGCUGUGAGAGAUGGCAGUGGCGGCACUUGGCCAACUCAAUGUGGACGAGCCUCCGCCGGCGUGGGGUUCCCGUAGUGUUGAUUGCUUCGAGAGAUUGGAGCAGAUUGGUGAAGGAACUUAUGGACAAGUUUUCAUGGCCAGGGAAAUCAAGACUGGGGAGAUUGUUGCUUUGAAAAAGAUACGUAUGGAUAAUGAGAAAGAAGGGUUCCCUAUCACUGCCAUACGUGAAAUUAAGAUUCUGAAGAAGCUUCACCAUGAAAAUGUUAUUAAGCUGAAAGAGAUAGUUACUUCUCCAGGUCCAGAGAGGGAUGAGCAAGGGAGGCCAGGUGAGUAUAGCUGUUGCAGAGACUGCAAUUUAUUUGCUUUUAUGUUUUGCUUGAAAGUUUACUUGAGUUGUAUCUUUGUUGAGACUACAGAUGGUAACAAGUACAAGGGCAGCACCUAUAUGGUUUUUGAGUACAUGGACCAUGACUUGACAGGCCUUGCUGAUCGUCCUGGACUUCGAUUUACAAUUCCCCAGAUAAAGUGUUACAUGAGGCAGCUGCUGACUGGGCUGCACUACUGUCAUGUUAAUCAAGUACUUCAUAGGGAUAUUAAAGGCUCAAAUCUUUUGAUAGAUAAUGAAGGAAAUUUGAAGCUAGCAGAUUUUGGUCUUGCAAGGUCAUUUUCUUAUGACCACAAUAACACUCUCACAAAUCGUGUUAUUACUUUGUGGUAUCGGCCUCCAGAGUUGCUACUCGGAGCCACAAAGUAUGGACCAGCUGUAGACAUGUGGUCUGUUGGCUGCAUCUUUGCAGAGCUAUUGAAUGGAAAGCCUAUCUUGCCGGGAAAAAAUGAGCCUGAGCAAUUGAAUAAGAUAUUUGAGCUUUGUGGUUCUCCUGAUGAAGUCAACUGGCCUGGUGUUUCCAAGAUGCCUGGGUAUAACAAUUUGAAGCCUUCAAGGCCCAUGAAGAGGCGCGUUAGGGAGGUUUUUAGACAUUUUGACCGCCAUGCUCUGGAGUUAUUGGAGAAAAUGCUAAUGCUUGAUCCUUCCCAGAGAAUAUCUGCAAAGGACGCACUUGAUGCCGAGUAUUUCUGGACUGACCCCUUACCUUGUGAUCCCAAGAGCUUGCCUCAAUAUGAAUCAUCACAUGAGUACCAGACAAAGAAAAGAAGGCAGCAGCAACGGCAACAUGAAGAAGCAGCAAAGAGACAGAAAAUACAUCACUCACAGCAGCAUGGUCGUCUGCCUCCAAUACAACACACUGGGCAGUCUCAUCACUGGUCUGGACCAAAUCAUCCUAUGAAUAAUGCGGCACCUCCAGGUCCUGCUGGUCCUGGUCACCAUCACUAUGGAAAGCCUCGAGGGCCUCCUGGAGGUCCAAACAGGUACCCAGGUGGAAACCAGAGUGGGGGAUAUAACCAAAAUCGCGGAGGCCAAGUUGGAGGUUAUAACAAUGGGCCAUAUCCAUCACAAGGCCGAGGUCCACCAUAUGCUGGUGGGGGUAUGGCUGCUAAUGGUCCUAGAGGACCCAGUGGUGGCUAUGGUGUUGGCCCACCAAACUAUUCCCAAAGUGGUCAAUAUGGAAACUCCGGCACUGGCCGAGGUCCAAACCCACCAGGUGGUAAUCGAAAUCAACAGUAUGGUUGGCAGCAAUAAGGUUUACGAGUACUGCUUGAAGUCGACCAGAUACUACACUAACUAAAUAUAAGUGAUACAAUAAACUGAGAUGAAUCCCUCUGCCCUUAGUUUUGGAUGCCUCUUAUGUCAAGACUUUUUAUGCAUCUUUUUAUAGGCUUUUGGUUUUAUAUUUAAAAGCUUUUUUCCUUCAUGUUCAUCUGUAUAGACCAGCACUCUCAGUUUUUGUAAUGGAUAUAAAUUCUCGUAUCAAAUAUAUGCCCUGUUAUUUA